UUGCCUCCCUUUUUUGCUUCGUGUUCCAUCUUUUUUUUUCAUCUCAGUUCUGCUUCCAACUCCCAAGUUUGCAAGUCGUCGGAGAUUGUCGCCAGAGACGCUUCACUUCUUCUGUCUGUUGAAUCGUAUCUUGUGGUAAUACUGAUGCUAGAAGUUGCUUUUACGGCAGUUUUCCCAGUCAUCAUGGAAAGGAAAAAAAAGCGAAGCUAUGCUUGAAGAUGCACGCCAAGUGUUUGAGAAAAUGACCAAUAGAGAUUCAAUAGUAGUAGACCAGAGGACACAUGAACUGAUGAUUCAAGCACUUUGUGCUGGAAGAAGGACAACAGAAGCAAUGUGAGGUUUCGAAGAUUUCUUUCACUUGAGAGCAUCGGGCUAGGAUUGCUUGACUCUAUCGUUAACUCAAUAUGUCUUUUUUGUUAGAACAGAUGGUUCAGAUAAUUGAAAGAGAAACCUCUUUCUCUAUGGCCUAUCUCCAAAUCAGUUAGUGGGUCUUCAACUUCAUCUCCAUCCACCUCUACCAAUUUCUAAGAGUUGUCAAUCCUCUCUGAAUCUUUCCCCUAGACAUAGCCCCCUGCGUGUUGCUAUAUAUGAUUCUCUCUUGCUUGACACUAAUGUCGGUGAUUCUGCUGGUGUGAGUUGCUGAGCAUAACAGAGUAGAGAUGCACUUCCUUCUCCUCCUUCACGUCCGCUCGCCGUUCUCAAUAUUACCACAGAAUAGAUCACAGCCUCUUGGCAAAUAAAUCAUUCAAUAAUUUAUUUCAUAUUAUUCGAUUUUCGGCUAUUAUAUAACCAAGAGUACCAUCAAUGGAGAGUGCAAGAGUACCAACAAUGGUGAGCACAAGAAAAGCAAAAAGAGCAGGUGGGGCAGCCUCAGUUUCUCCAGCAACACUUGCUUUAUCUAUUCCCCGCUGGCUGAUGUCUAAAGUCAUGGGCCGAAGAGACAGAGCCUCUGAGAGUGAUCAACAAAUGGUGGAGCAACAGUCACCAGUUUUCUUAUUCACCAACAGCUUGGAACAACAACAAGUUGAAGAUGAGCUGGCUAUAGACAUCAAAGAAAUGAUUCAAGAUUGCGGAGAUGGUCUUUUGUCACCCGACUGUUGUAUCUACCGAGUGCCCAUUGUGCACCGUCAUCUUAAAGAAGAGGCUUACACUCCAAAAGUUGUUUCAAUUGGUCCCUUCCAUUACCGUAAUGAGAGGCUGCAGGACAUGGAAAGGCAUAAACAAAUAUUUUUCAAAAGAUUUGCUCGAAGAGCUAUGUCAAGCUUGGAUGAUUUGGUUCGAUGUGUGAAACAUUUAGAACCAAAAGUCCGUGCUUCUUAUUCAGAAACCAUUAACCUUAGUGAAGAAGAACUUGUGAAAUUGACGUUAAUGGAUGCUGGUUUCAUCAUUGAACUCUUCAUCAUGGCCUACAAGAGGGAUCAUGGCAACGAUGCUAUACUGACGCAGCUCUGGUUAGUAAGUUCUAUAUCGCAGGAUUUGUGUUUACUUGAGAAUCAACUUCCAUUCUUUGUUAUUGAAGAGCUAUUCGAUAGAGCCUUUCCUGAUGAGCGUCGUGGUAGCCUCCCUUCCUUUCAUAAGCUCACGUAUAAGUAUUUUGAGUAUUAUCAUGGAACAAAAUUAAUGCCAAAUAUUGAUGUUGAGGUAAAGCAUUUUACAGAUCUUCUUAGAUCAUUAUACUUACAAGGAGAAAUGUCUGCACAACAAUUAAUAUCAGUGGAUGGAAGUCAUCGUCUUUUAUACAAUGCAAAUGCAUUACAAGAAGCAGGCAUAAAGUUGAAGGCUAGUAAGAGCAAAUGCUUAUUAGACAUGAAAUUUUCAGGACAUAUUCUUGAAAUUCCACAAUUUCUGGUGGAUGAUAACACUGAACUUGUGUUUCGCAAUAUGAUAGCAUUAGAAGAGUGUCAUUAUCCUUGUGCUGCUUACAUUACUGACUAUGCUCUUGUAUUGGAUUGUCUAAUAGACACACAAAAAGAUGUGGAUCUCCUUAUUCACAAGAAAAUAGUCAGCAACCAUGUAGGGGGUACGAAUAAUGUUGCUUUAUUAUUUAAUGGUCUUUUGGGAAAUGUCAAUCAGUUGACUUUCAACUCGAAAUACUUUGAUAUUUGCCAAAAGUUGAAUGCCUAUUGUCAAGAUCCUUGGCAUGAGCUGUGGGCAACUCUAAGACAUGAUUAUUGCCGUACACCUUGGCAAACUGUUGCUUCUAUUGCUGCAAUUAUACUCAUCUUUCUCACGGUUGUUCAAACCAUAAUUUCUAUCCUCCAAGUUGUGUAGUAAAUUUCCAGCUUUGUAUGUAUAAUGUUGGGAUUUGAUUGUGUCCUCUGACUUUGUUUCCAGUGUGGGCAGUAUACUCGUAAUUAACUAGUGAAACGAUUUCUUGUACCAGGUUUUGUUGACAAUAGAAAUCG
This is a messenger RNA of Neltuma alba, 2405 nucleotides long. RefSeq names its product UPF0481 protein At3g47200. The coding region runs from base 805 to 2271 and encodes 488 amino acids. Lineage: Eukaryota; Viridiplantae; Streptophyta; Magnoliopsida; Fabales; Fabaceae. The record is from RefSeq and is a predicted model, not a curated record. The transcript is spliced from 5 exons.